Molecule: messenger RNA, 1491 nt
Organism: Mesorhabditis belari
Lineage: Eukaryota; Metazoa; Nematoda; Chromadorea; Rhabditida; Rhabditidae
Source: the annotation of a GenBank genome assembly
AUGUUGCGGCGCUCUUUAAACGUCUUGAUAGCCAGCACGUCGAGAAGAUUUUCUACAGUGAAUCAAACUGCCGAGAUAAUCGAUUCAGCCGAAUCUUGUGCCGAAACGACGUCAAAAAUUGAGAAAGAGGCUACCGAUUCGAGAAAACGACUCUUCGCUGUUGUAUACAUCAAUGAUAGACAAUUCAAGGUCAGUGCCAACGAUUUGAUAACACUUGAAGGCACUUUACCCCUAAAAGUUGGCGAUCGAAUGAAGUUGGAAAAGGUGUUGGCCGUAGGAGGCUCGUCAUUUUCGGUCUUCGGUCGACCGCUGCUUGAUUCAGUGUCGGUUGAGGCGACGGUUGUAGAAAAGACGACAAAAUAUCCGGAACCUUACUACGUGCACGAGAAUCAUCAAAGGGCUCAUAUUCUUCAUUGGCUAAGCGACGAAGUAACGAUUCUUCGCAUCAAUCAAGUUUCCCUUCAAGACGAUCCUCAUCCAGAUGUGGCCAUGAUGAGAUCCUCGGUGGGCAUCAAUUUCAUCACCGCCUUCUUUUUCCAGCACUCUAUCCAUCACUUCAUGAACUCCUUGACUGAUGAAAAAGAGGAUGGACGAGUGAAGUCGCCCGGAAAGCUGUUGCAGAUGAUGCGGCAAGGAUCUUUGUGGAUGCAAAUUGCGUGGCACGUUGACGGACAGUUCGGAUCAUUGGGCAUCUUAGACAAUGAUGACUCGAUUCUGACAUGCAUGAGCACAUGGAUCAUGCUCAUUUUAGGCAUUUCCACCAAUAUUUUAGCUCUACAUCUAGCCGUCAAACACUCACAUCAUUACAUCUACAUCGAGAGCAACACGUUGUUGAUUGUUGGGACGAGUCUACCCCAUGUGCCGCAUGUGCUCGAUUUGGGUCUCUUGGUGGCCCAAUUGUUUCUCUUCUUCAACAGUGUCACGCUGUCAACCGGGCAAAUCGUUCAUCGUUAUCUCAUCAUUUGCAAUAAAAUCAAAGAACGACAAACGUUUCUCGUUGGAAUGAUCACGAUACUCAUCUCGGGAUCGAUCGUCAUCCUUUGGACUCUCUGGUUAUGCAUGAUUGCCGUUUUUCCCGGUCGGUGUGUGAAAAUCGACAAUGAUUAUGAUAGUUUUCAGUACCUCAAUAGCACAGGCGCUUGCUCUGAUUUCAUUUACGCUCUUGCCAGUCGAUACGAUUUGGCGCAAGCCGUUUUCGUGGCUGUUACAGUUGAUAGAACAAUGCAAAACUCGUCCCUCCAUGUUCCAAAUGUGCUUGCGAUUGCCCUCUUUGCUGUGCUUUGUCUUUUCAUCUUCUUGGCCAUGUCGACGACAGUGUACUGCACGAUUUUGAUGUUCAAAAAUGCUCUAAUCCCGAUCCUUCUUCUCCAAAUCCCACUAUUUCUUUCGUGUUUGGUCGUUGGUUUGAGCAAUUCGAUUGACGGCGCUUUCACAGUUCUUUAUGUCACUUGUGGAUGGUAUCCAAUUAUUCAGGUUCACUUUUUGAACUGC